AUGUUGCUGUCUCGUUCCCAGUUUGUCUGUAAGAACGACAAGUGUAUCCCAUUCUGGUGGAAAUGUGACACCGAGGAUGACUGCGGGGACCGAUCAGAUGAGCCACAGGACUGCCCUGAAUUUAAGUGUCGCCCUGGACAGUUCCAGUGUGGUACGGGUCACUGCACCAACCCAGCGUUUAUCUGUGAUGGCGACAGCGAUUGCCAGGACAGUUCAGACGAAGCUAACUGCGAAAUCCACGUCUGCCUCCCCAGCCAGUUCAAGUGCACAGCCGCAAACCGCUGCAUUCCCGGGAUCUUCCGAUGCAACGGUCAGGAUAACUGUGGAGACGGAGAGGAUGAGAGAGAUUGCCCGGAGGUGACGUGCGCACCGAACCAGUUCCACUGUGCAACCACGAAGCGUUGCAUUCCUCGAGUCUGGGUCUGCGAUCGGGACAACGACUGCAUGGACCACUCUGACGAGCCAGCUAACUGCAGUAAGACUCCGCACGGCAGUACUGCGGGAACGGUUCAGAUCAUUCAGCAGGAAAAGGGGGGGCUGGGGCUGGGAGGGACCAGAGCUGCGGAAGUGGUGUUGCUAAUCCGGGAGGGUAUCGCGGCGACAGGAAGGGAGGUGCCCCAGGAGGAUUUGUGCGCAGG
Messenger RNA from Chiloscyllium plagiosum (whitespotted bambooshark), 638 nucleotides. The record is from RefSeq and is a predicted model, not a curated record. NCBI's taxonomy places the organism in Eukaryota, Metazoa, Chordata, Chondrichthyes, Orectolobiformes, Hemiscylliidae.